AUGAUGAUUCUGAAAUUGGUAAGCCAUUUCAUCAUUUUGGUAAUAUGGUUUAUACAUGUACAGGUAUCUGCACAAGAUUACCCACAUGCACCUGUAGCAAAGCCUGGCUGUGAUUCGCAGUGUGGAGAUCUUCAAAUUCCUUUUCCGUUUGGAAUGAAUGCUUCAGAAUGCUACUUAGGGAAAUGGUUUGAAAUAGAAUGCAGAAACACUUCCACAUAUCAAACACCUUACCUCAAGUCAAUAGAACUGCAAGUCGUAUCCAUUGAUGUCCAAGAAGGCACGGUUACUAUCAACAAUCCCAUUUACCGUAACAACUGCGGAACCAAAGACCCUACGCCGGUGAACCGGUCGCUGGAAGGAAGCCCUUUCGUGUAUUCGCAGGAACACAACAAAUUUGUGGCCGCAGGUUGCGAUAUCAUUGCAUUGUUGCAGAUAAAUGGGUCAGAAGGUAGCGGUUGUGUGUCCAUCUGCGACGAGGACUUGAAGGUGGAUGAUAUUGGGAAAAUGGAGCUUAAAAACAGUAAUUGUAAUGGGAAGUCCUGCUGUCAGAAUUCCCUGCCAGCGUAUCUUAAGGAAUACAGCACUGAAGUAAAAGGUUUGAAGGAGAAUGAAAGGGAUGGUGAGUGUAGUUACGCCAUGGUUGUACAGGAAGAAGAACUGAACCCAUACGAAUGGGACUACGUUCCACAGUAUUCUUCUUAUACUCCGAAAGGCUACUACUUUCCUGUGAAUGGUGAGAUGAAGGAUUUGGAUGUGGUCCCUGUGGUGCUUGAAUGGGAGAUUCUCAACAGCUUAAACCUUAAACUUCCUCCAGAUGAUCUUUCCCACUGUUUUGACACUAAUAUUACUUCUUCACUCCAUAAACGUUCAGGUCAGAGAUGUUCCUGCCCAGACGGUUCCGGUAAUCCCUACGUUGACGGAGGUUGUUUAGGUAAAUAUAAAAAGGAAAAUAUUGAUAUGGUAAAAUAUGUAGGAGUUUCUACAAGCUUUGGAUCUAUUAUUUUACUUCUUAUUUUAUGGCGGGUGUUCAAGGUUACAAAAAAAAUCAUAGUGAAGAAAUUCAGAGAAAAAUUCUUCAAAAGAAAUGGAGGAUUAUUGUUACAACAAAAAUUGUCUUCUGGUGAAGCUAAUGUGGAUAAAGUUAAAAUCUUCAGCUUAAAAGAAUUGGAGAAGGCCACUGAUAACUUUAAUUCAAACAGAGUACUUGGAAAAGGAGGUCAAGCUACAGUUUACAAAGGCAUGUUGAUAGAUGGAACAAUCAUUGCAGUGAAAAAAUUUAAGGUCCAAGGAAAGAUUGAAGAAUUUAUCAAUGAAUUUGUCAUUCUUUCACAAAUUAACCAUAGGAACGUGGUUAAGUUAUUAGGAAGUUGUUUAGAGACUAAAAUUCCUUUGCUUGUCUAUGAAUUUAUUCCUAAUGGUAAUCUUUUCGACUACUUGCAUCAACAAAAUAAGGAUAUGCCAUUAACAUGGGAGAUGCGUUUGAGAAUUGCCAUUGAAGUUGCAGGAGCUUUAUUUUACUUGCACUCUGCUGCUUCUCAACCUAUUUAUCAUAAAGACAUCAAGUCAACAAAUAUACUAUUGGAUGAAAAGUAUAGGGCGAAAGUAGCAGACUUUGGUACAUCAAGAAUGAUUUCCAUUGAUGUUACUCACCUUACUACAGUAGUUCAAGGAACAUUUGGAUACUUGGACCCUGAAUUUUUUCAAACUAGUCAAUUUACAGAAAAAAGUGAUGUCUACAGUUUUGGAGUAGUUCUUGUUGAACUUUUAACAGGACAAAAGCCAGUAACCCUCCUAAGUCAAGAGGAAGCCAAAAGUUUAGCUUCAUACUUCAUCAUGUGUGUGGAGAAAAAUUGUGUGUUUGAUAUUAUUGAUGAAAGAGUGAUGAAGGAAGGGGAGAAUAAUCAUAUAAUGAAAGUUGUCAAUCUUGCAAGUCGAUGUUUAGAGUUGAAUGGAAAGAGACGACCAACUAUGAGGGAAAUCACGUUGGAAUUAGAAGCUAUUCGAAAAUUGGAAAAUGAGUCUAAUGCACGAGAAGGGCAUGAUGAAUUUUUUAGAAGUAAAGACUAUCAAUCUUGGGAUGAUAAUUCUAUUAUCUCAGAAAUAAUGUCAACUUUUGAUCUAAGUAGCAGAAUGACAAUCUUGAAAGAUGUUCAUACUGUUACCAUGUGA
Molecule: messenger RNA, 2169 nt
Organism: Vigna radiata var. radiata (mung bean)
Lineage: Eukaryota; Viridiplantae; Streptophyta; Magnoliopsida; Fabales; Fabaceae
Product: wall-associated receptor kinase-like 22
Exons: 2
Coding region: 1-2169 (722 amino acids)
Biological process (GO): cell surface receptor signaling pathway; protein phosphorylation
Cellular component (GO): plasma membrane
Molecular function (GO): polysaccharide binding; protein serine/threonine kinase activity; ATP binding
Source: RefSeq, a predicted model, not a curated record